AUGCUAAAGCUCACCACAUAUUCAUGCUCCGCUCCAAUCCUCGAGAUAUGCCGCAUUCUGCACUCAAGAGGCCACACAAUCCACUUCGCAUGUCUGGAAGGAUGGCAAAAGCUAGCCGACCCCUAUCCCUUCAUCUCCCAAGUCCACGUGGUCGGCCGCGAUCUGACGCCAGAAGAAGACCGGGAGCUAUACCAAACGUUCGAAGCCUCCGGCAUUGCGACUCACAAGCAAAGAGUGGCCGGGUUUCGAGGCCUCUCUCUUUUCGCGAAAUGGUGGCCUGAGGUCUUCAGAAACGUGCGAGCUCUCUGCGAAGCGAACCGUCCAGACUUCGUCUUUGCCGACGGGCUGGACGAUGCGUGCGUGGAUGUCGCAAGGGAACUUCAAUUACCACUUGCGUCCAUGUUUCCUCAAAUGCAUCCUGCCGUGGCUCCAGCAGCGUACAUCCCUGGACUCCCUGGAUAUCAGGACAAGCAUCUUACAAGCGAACAUGCCAGCCUCGUCGAUCGCAUGAGGGAAGAGAUCUUGCGUUUGCAGAUGUACCACGCAGCAACAGAUCAUUUCGCUCAGCAUGCGGCUAUGCGCCGAGAGGCAGGAGUCGUAGCCAAAAGUGCGAAUCGCACAGCCAAACCAGAUCAUGUACACUUUGUGCAUUCGUUCUUCGGCUUAGAGACACCAAAGGAUCUUCCGCCUUUAGUACGACUGGUCGGUCCGGUACUAUCAGACAGCUUCCCACCCAUUCCGGCACACAGUGCCUUGGCAAAGUUCCUGGACCGCUUCGAAGACGGAAAGGUCAUGUACGUCGCGUUUGGAACGCACGUGAAUACGAACGCGGAUCGAUUCAACCGACUCCUGAAGGGCAUACGUGGAGCGAUCAACGCUGGUUUCAUUGACGCCGUGAUUUGGGCGACGAAGAACAUCGAUUCGACCAUCGAAGAGGACUGGCUGUUUCAAGAUACUUGGAUUCCUCAGCGAGCCGUCCUCGAUCAUCCGUCCGUUUGUCUCUUCUUGUCUCACUGCGGAGGAUCAUCGACUAUGGAAGCCGUCUUUCAUGGGGUUCCCGUCAUCGCCAUGGGCAUGUAUGGAGAUCAAUUCGGCCAUGCGAAGCGGCUGGAGUCAGCUGGUGUCGCCAUCAGGCUGGAGAAGAACAUUUUCACAGCCGAGGAGCUGGAGCAUGCCAUUGGCACGAUUGUAACAGACGUCCAAGGGUCCUUCGCAAGGAAUGUCCUGCGUCUUCGACGAAUCGCACAUGCGAAUGCAGAGAGGAAGUACCUCGCAGCCCAGACGAUCGAAGAGGUCAUGUACGACCAUGAACUGCGGUUCGAGAGCUCACACUCGAAGAGUGAGGGCAUCCAGAACAAGAUCAAGGUGACAGCUGGCAGACAACUUCGACCUCCCCACCUCGAAACGGCAGAUGCGCGGAUUCCAUCCUGGAUGAAGAGGACGAACCUCGACCUGUGGCUUCUCUUCCCACUCUUCCUACCAUAUUUGAUGUUGACGUCGUUGCUCCGUGGCAACAAGUAG
Molecule: messenger RNA, 1521 nt
Organism: Zasmidium cellare ATCC 36951
Lineage: Eukaryota; Fungi; Ascomycota; Dothideomycetes; Mycosphaerellales; Mycosphaerellaceae
Product: glycosyltransferase family 1 protein
Exons: 2
Coding region: 1-1521 (506 amino acids)
Molecular function (GO): UDP-glycosyltransferase activity
Source: RefSeq, a predicted model, not a curated record